AUGAAGUUCAUGAAACUUGGAACAAGGCCUGAUAAUUUCUACACUGAACAAGCUACCAGGAGUGUGGUUUCAGAUGUACAUGCUGACCUUGUGAUAAAAAUCAAUGAUACUACUUAUCUGCUACACAAGUCUUCGCUUCUGCCAAAAUGUGGCCUUCUACAAAGACUUUGCUCAGAUUCUAGUGAUUCUGAGAAUGUUCCUCAAGAGCUUCAUGAUAUGCCAGGUGGUGCAGAUGCUUUUGAACUCUGUGCUAAGUUCUGCUAUGGAGUUUCAAUCAACAUCAGUGCUCAUAACUUUGUACCUGCACUCUGUGCUGCUAAGCUCCUACAAAUGAAUGAAUCCGUUGAGAAAGGAAACUUUGUAAGCAAACUUGAGGCUUUCUUCAGUUCAUGCAUUCUUGAAGGAUGGAAGGACUCCAUUGCAGCACUGCAGGCCACUGAAAAGUUACCGGAGUGGUCUGAGAAUCUUGGCAUAACAAGAAAAUGCAUUGAUUCAAUUAUUGAGAAAAUUCUUACACCCCCACCACAGGUCAAAUGGUCCUAUACCUACACUAGGCCUGGUUAUACUAGAAAACACCAUCAUUCAGUCCCAAAGGAUUGGUGGACAGAGGAUGUGUCUGAUCUUAACAUAGAUCUUUUCAGAUGCAUAAUAAUGGCUAUUAGAUCAACGUAUGUGCUCCCACCACAGCUUAUUGGUGAAGCUUUGCACGUCUAUGCUUGUAAGUGGCUACCUGGCAUUACAAAGCUUAAAAAUUCAUCCGGUUCUGCAGCAAUAACAGAAGAAUCCAAAGCGAGUAACCGAAAAAUUCUGGAGACAAUUGUGAGCAUGAUUCCUGCUGAUAGAGGGUCGGUUUCAGCUGGCUUCUUGUUAAGGCUUCUCAGUAUUUCAAGCCUUCUUGGUGUCUCCCCAGUGACAAAAACAGAACUGGUGAAGAGAGCCAGUAUACAGUUUGAGGAGGCAACAGUGAGUGACUUGCUUUAUCCUUCAACAUCCUCUUUGGACCAAAAUUUUUAUGACAUUGAUUUAGUUCUAGAAGUGUUGGAAAGUUUCUUGAAGUUUUGGAAAAGAAUCUACCCAGGUGCUGUGGAUAACAGGCACUUGUUAAAAUCAAUUAGAAAAGUUGGUAAGCUCAUUGAUUCCUAUCUUCAAGUGGUGGCAAAGGAUGAUAAUAUGCCAGUGUCAAAGUUUGUCUCUCUGGCUGAAUCUGUGCCAGCUAUCGGGCGAUUAGAGCAUGAUGAUCUCUACCAGGCUAUCAACAUCUAUCUGAAGGUGCAUCCUGACCUGAGCAAAGCAGACAAAAAGCGUUUGUGUGGGAUUUUGGAGUGCCAAAGACUGACCCCAGAAGUACGUGCGCAUGCAGUCAAAAAUGAAUUUCUGCCAUUAAGAACUGUGGUGCAGCUUCUCUACUUUGAACAAGAAAAAGAUUCUAAGGAUACCACUAGUUCCAAGCUGCAAAAAUCACAUGAUCUACUUCUAGGAGCAAAAAAAAGACCAGCCACUAGAGAGAGCCAUGGCAAGCGGUCUUUAAUAAACAAAGAAGAAUUCAACAGAGAACAACUCACAAGAAGAACCUCCCAUGCUGAAGGCAGAGAAAAGGGUCAACACAAAGCUAAACAAUCAGAUACUAAGCUAGCAUUGGAUUUGGAAAGAAAGAUGGUUAUAAGAGGAGACACUGAAGAGAUAGGGUCAGAAAAGUUAAGGGGAUCCAAAGAGGAGAGAAUGUCAACCAGCAAGUUGGACUUGGAUACUAAGAAUAACAUACAAAGGGCAAGAAGCAAAAAAUCAGAACAUGGCCGUGAAAAGAGAAGAUAG
Sphenostylis stenocarpa is the source of this 1812-nucleotide messenger RNA. NCBI's taxonomy places the organism in Eukaryota, Viridiplantae, Streptophyta, Magnoliopsida, Fabales, Fabaceae. The record is from the annotation of a GenBank genome assembly.